AUGUACAAAUCCCUGAAAGCUGUGCGCAUAUCGCCUUAUAUGAUCUCCAACCUCUUCAACACGGAGGACAGCCGUGCUGCCUGGAACAACACCCUCCUCCAUAAACUUCCCUCUAACAAUCUGGAUUGCUGUCAUUUGGGACUUGCUGCCUGGGAGUAUUUCUGCGGAAUCCAUCUCUACCUGAAGGGAAAGGAAUACAGCCCCUGUGCCUGGCAGGUUGUCAGAGUGGAAAUUGAAAGGUGCCUUUCCCUCAUAGAAUUCAGCAGUCAUAUGGUUCAAAAUGGCUUGUUACCAAAAUCUGAUGCUGCCAUUGAAUAUUCUGGUUUCACUGCUUUGAGUAGGGGUUACACGUUUUAUAUCAGAGUCAGAAGGAACCAAAAAAUUUCCUGGCUAACUUCUGUCUCCACCUCGUCGACCCGAGGCCACCGAAGAGUUAGCCGGGGGCGGUGUUCUGUGGUUGUCACUGGGAGCCUCUUGGGGCACCACGCCUCUAUUCCCCUGGCGUCUCUCGCCUUCACCUGCCGCGCUGCCCCUAGCGCGUCUGCAAAGAUGCAGAGGUCGAAGCACGUUGCCGUGCGGUGCUUGAAACGCUCUCAGAACGAGCCUCCGGCGCUUGCGUCCCCGGCCCAAGCCCGCCACUUGAGGGUCGUCCCAGGGUCGCUGAGGUUCUCCGCGCCGCUGGGCUCGCGGCGUGAAGGGAGGCGGAAGGCGGGAACCGAGGGGGGGCGCCCGAGCUCGCGCGCCACGCCGCCCAGCGCGGGAUUUGCCGCUUUCAGCUGCAGCAGCUGCAGCGGCGGCGGCGGCGGGAAGAGGGGCGGAGGGCGGUGA
This is a messenger RNA of Lipotes vexillifer (Yangtze River dolphin), 828 nucleotides long. NCBI's taxonomy places the organism in Eukaryota, Metazoa, Chordata, Mammalia, Artiodactyla, Lipotidae. The record is from RefSeq and is a predicted model, not a curated record.